This is a messenger RNA of Cucumis sativus (cucumber), 2794 nucleotides long. RefSeq names its product pentatricopeptide repeat-containing protein At2g03880, mitochondrial. The coding region runs from base 27 to 1901 and encodes 624 amino acids. The record is from RefSeq and is a predicted model, not a curated record. The transcript has 2 exons. Gene Ontology annotation, molecular function: protein binding; RNA binding; zinc ion binding. Gene Ontology annotation, biological process: RNA modification. NCBI's taxonomy places the organism in Eukaryota, Viridiplantae, Streptophyta, Magnoliopsida, Cucurbitales, Cucurbitaceae.
UUGUGUUUUUAAUCCUUCCAUAAGCCAUGCGAAGGGCAACUUCCAUCUUGAACCAUGCUCCCACCUUUUGUUCUGUGUCGGCCCACUCGUUAGUCGACGAGUUCACCAAGUUUUGCUAUCAGAGGGAUCUUCCAAGAGCUAUGAAAGCGAUGGAAGCAAUGCAUAGAAACCGUCUCUCGGCUGAUGCAAUCACUUACUCCGAGCUCAUCAAGUGCUGCCUUGUUCGUGGGGCUGUACAACAAGCUCGGCUUGUUCAUGAGCAUGUUUUCUCAAAUGGUUACGAGCCCAAAACAUUCUUGAUCAAUACUCUGAUUAAUAUGUACGUAAAAUUCGGCCUCUUGGAUGAAGCCCGGAAUCUGUUCGACGAAAUGCCUGACAGGAAUGUGGUCUCUUGGACGACUAUGAUAUCUGCUUACUCCAACUCCAAUCUUAAUCACAAGGCGUUGGAUUUUCUGAUAUUGAUGCUUAGAGAAGGUGUUCGACCUAAUAUGUAUACGUAUUCUUCUGUUUUGAGAGCUUGCGAUGGUUUGUUGAAUCUCAGGCAGCUACAUGGUAGCAUAUUGAAGGUGGGUUUGGAAUCUGAUGUCUUUGUAAGGAGUGCUCUGAUCGACACUUACUCAAAAUUGGGUGAACAACAUGAUGCCUUGAAUGUUUUUAACGAAAUGAUUACUGGUGAUUUGGUUGUUUGGAACUCCAUAAUUGGUGGUUUUGCUCAGAACAGUGAUGGAGAUGAAACCUUACAUCUUUAUAAGAGAAUGAAGAGAGCUGAUUUUGUAGCUGAUCAGUCUACAUUAACUAGUGUUUUGCGAGCCUGCACUGGGCUAGCGCUCUUAGAGUUGGGAAGACAAGUCCAUGUCCAUGUAUUGAAGUAUGAUCAGGAUCUAAUCCUUAACAACGCACUUCUUGAUAUGUAUUGCAAAUGUGGCAGUCUAGAAGAUGCAAACCUUCUUUUCACUAGGAUGAUGACCGAGAAGGAUGUCAUCUCAUGGAGCACUAUGAUUGCAGGGUUAGCUCAAAAUGGCUUCAGUGCGGACGCACUCAAAUUGUUUGAAGCAAUGAAAUCUAAAGGUCCAAAGCCAAACUACAUCACUAUACUUGGAGUUCUUUUUGCCUGUAGUCAUGCCGGGCUUGUAAAUGAUGGAUGGUACUAUUUUCAAUCUAUGAAGGAGCAUUUUGGGAUUGAUCCUGGAAGAGAGCACUAUGGUUGCAUAAUCGAUCUUCUUGGUAGAGCUGGAAAGCUUGAUGAAGCUGUGAAGUUGAUCCACGAAAUGAACCAUGAACCAGAUGCAGUCACGUGGCGAAUCUUGCUUGGUGCUUGCAGAGUUCAUAAGAAUGUGGAUUUAGCCAUAUAUGCUGCUAAAGAAAUCCUGAAACUGGAUCCCGCUGAUGCUGGGACCUACAUAUUAUUAUCGAACAUUUAUGCCAAUUCCCAGAAAUGGGAAGAUGUUGCAGAAGUUAGGAGGAAGAUGAGAACUAGGGGAGUGAAGAAAGACCCAGGAUGCAGCUGGAUUGAAGUGAGCAAACAAGUUCAUGCUUUUAUAUUGGGAGACAACUCACAUCCAAGAAUAGAAGAGAUAAAGAGGGAGCUAAGCCAAUUAAUUCAAAGAUUAAUGAGACUGGGUUAUGUUCCAGAUACAAAUUUUGUGCUGCAGGAUCUUGAAGGAGAACAGAUGGAGGAUUCCCUUCAAUACCACAGCGAGAAACUGGCAAUUGUGUUUGGUUUGAUGAGUUUGCCAAAUCAGAAAACCAUUCAUAUAAGGAAGAACCUUAGAAUCUGUGGGGACUGUCAUAUCUUUGCAAAACUUGUUUCACAGUUGGAGAAUCGAGUAAUCGUCAUUCGAGAUCCUAUUCGAUACCAUCAUUUUCGGGGUGGUGUGUGCUCUUGUGGUGAUUACUGGUAACAGGACCGUCAGUCUAUUAUCAGCUAUUUCCAACACACUAAGAGCUUCCUUGGAGUGACUCUUUUGCCUUGGAAUACCCAAGGGUUGUACAAUUCCUCAAAGCUAGUUAAUCAGCCAUGUUAUUGAAGUUUGAUUGUUGUAAUCAAACGGAAUACGUUAUCGGAGACUUCAUCAGAUUUGGGAUCAGCAAUUAUUUGACAGCAGCAACAGCAAAUCUUGUGAGGCCUCAUUGGUGUGUGAACACUGGAUACCAUUACCAAGAAGUAAGGUAAACACAUAACAAGUGGAGAAAUCCAUAUCCUAAUUGCAAGGAUGACCAUAGAAGCAAUUUUCAAAACCCCAGACGAGAAGCUAUUUAGUUCUUCCAGCAGUUGGGAACUUUUUUUUUCUUUGCCUGAGACCUACUUGCUUAAUGGGGAAUUGGGCUUCUUCAAAUCCAGAACUGUUCCCCAGAACAGACAUUAGGGUUCUGAAUGACCGUUAGCUUUCUCCUCCAAGGUUACCUUCCGUUAACUAUUUGUCGACACCACCCAUACCAUAAGAAGCGCCACCUCUGUCCGCCCAAGUCUAUAUUCGCCGAUCGUCGGGAAACACUGGUGUGAGCUUCACGUGUCAUCAGAAUAUCCCUGCACAUCAUCCAUGCGCCGACGCAUGAGGACUUCGAUUUGACUUCCAUCUUCUAGGCUUGUCUCGAACCUCUGUUUCCGGUCAGUCGGAGCUGUUGGGUCUAUCAAAUAGUAUUCAGAUUCAACGAAAACUAAAGGCUACGCCAUUGUUUUUGGGUUUUCUUCCAAUUUUACAGCGGUUUGGAUUGACUUUUUUCUUUGUUUGUGUGGACUACAAUUAGUGUGUGACUUCAAUAUGGCCGACAUAAAAAAUUUGGUAGUCUCCAA